GUGUGUACAACUGUAACAAUGUUGCUUUGACUUUUCAUAUGUAACUACGUAUUCGACGCGGAGGAGGGGUCUGCAAUCUCCACGGAGAUCAUAGCUUAUCUGAGAUCUCCCAUGUCGCCGUACCCUCUCUAACCUGCGUAGGCUCUCUCUCUCGCUCGCUCGCUCGCUCGCUCCUGCCUAAACGGAUCGGUUUCUAGGGUUUCGCUUUCCAUUACUCGAUGGCUGCUCCACCGGCAAGGGCUCGUGCUGAUUACGAUUAUCUUAUAAAGCUUCUCCUGAUUGGUGACAGCGGUGUGGGGAAAAGUUGCCUGCUUCUGCGAUUUUCAGAUGGUUCCUUCACAACCAGUUUCAUUACAACAAUUGGCAUUGAUUUCAAGAUAAGAACCAUUGAGCUUGAUGGCAAGCGCAUUAAAUUGCAAAUUUGGGACACAGCGGGUCAGGAGCGGUUCCGAACAAUCACAACAGCAUACUACCGAGGAGCCAUGGGUAUUUUGCUGGUGUAUGAUGUAACUGAUGAGUCAUCUUUUAACAAUAUUAGGAACUGGAUACGCAACAUUGAACAACAUGCAUCUGACAAUGUCAACAAGGUAUUAGUGGGCAACAAGGCUGACAUGGAUGAAAGCAAAAGGGCUGUGCCUACGUCUAAGGGUCAAGCUCUUGCUGAUGAAUAUGGCAUCAAGUUCUUUGAAACGAGUGCAAAGACAAAUUUAAAUGUGGAGGAGGUUUUCUUUUCAAUCGCAAGGGAUAUAAAGCAAAGGCUGGCAGAAACUGAUUCGAAAGCUGAGCCUCAGACGAUUAAGAUCAAUCAACCAGACCAGGCAGCUAGCGGCAGUCAAGCUGCCCAAAAAUCAGCAUGUUGUGGUACAUAAACAGAAAGGGGACGAAUCUAAAUAUGUUAAGGGACAAAUGAGAAGAACGGUUUGGGGGGAGGGAGGGAGGGAGGGAGGGAGUUCUCUAUUGUGGCAUUCAGGCUGGUGGAAGCCUGGUAGGGACCUCAGUUUGGUGGGGAUCGUAUACUAUCCUCCUAUCAUAUCUCUGCUACUACAACUAGCUUUAGCUUGUUUCUCACUCUGGAAUUUAUUAUGUUAUAUUUAUUUUCUUAAUUCU
This is a messenger RNA of Malania oleifera, 1107 nucleotides long. Its product is annotated as ras-related protein RABE1c-like. Bases 219 to 869 code for a protein of 216 amino acids. The record is from RefSeq and is a predicted model, not a curated record. Gene Ontology annotation, molecular function: GTPase activity; GTP binding. Lineage: Eukaryota; Viridiplantae; Streptophyta; Magnoliopsida; Santalales; Ximeniaceae. Gene Ontology annotation, biological process: regulation of exocytosis; protein secretion. The transcript has 9 exons. Gene Ontology annotation, cellular component: plasma membrane.